CAACAGUGUUGAGUUCUCAACUACAAAGAUAAAACAUCAACCACGCAUAUAUAAGACCUGUUACCUGCCAUAGUUUCCAAACAAUAGACACAGCUUCCUCAGAGUAAAUCAUCUAAGAACACUUUAGUAGUCACAUACAUACCAACAGCCAUACUACCUCGUCUACCUCGUCUACCUCGUCUACAUCACAUACUCUUCCGUCAUAAUGGCAACCGAAGUUUUGAAGGCAACACCUACCUGCUGCGGCAAGAACACUGGGGGCGAAUGUGUCUGUGCUAAGCAGGCUACCUGUUCCUGCGGUCAGAAAUCCGCCCUCGAAUGCACGUGCGAGAAGGCUCCGCUCGAGAAUACUCUAAGUGGCGCCCGAUGCUCGUGCCGAGCUCGCCCUGCCGGUCAAUGUACCUGCGAGAAUGCGUCCAAGGAGAACAGUCCCAUUGCUGGCAGCACCUGCGAAUGUGGUGCUCGCCCCGCCAGCUCCUGUACUUGCGAACGCGCUACUUCGGAUUCAAACCCGAACGAAAUCGACUUUACCACGAAGAAAUAAUUGGUCAUACGAGGCUGAAAAAUACUAUGGGGGAUCGGGUUUCUAGGCGGCGCUACUGGUUGCAAAUCAUGAAAAUUGUGGUGGCAUAUACUGCUAUGUGAAAGAACUUCGAUACCUAGGAUUCUAUAGGUUAUGGUCGCCGGAGUGUUGGAGUGUUGGAGUUAGGUCGCUGGUAUUAGGAAUAUAAUCAUCUUUCGUAUUUCAAUCUAAGGCUUGUGAGAUCUACCUUGCCAUUUCUAUGUACAGGCGACUCUAUGAUGCAGGAUCGGCGAUAGAAAUACUUCGAUUUGUGGAUGUAGGAGACUAUGUUGUAGAGGCUUGAAGUUAUGAUUGGAUGUAGUUUCUGUGAUCAACUGUAAGGAAAAACAAUAAUGCCUUUGUAUACCGGUUCGAACUUGAGAAAUGAUUGGCUUCUUUUUUUU
Molecule: messenger RNA, 966 nt
Organism: Daldinia loculata
Lineage: Eukaryota; Fungi; Ascomycota; Sordariomycetes; Xylariales; Hypoxylaceae
Exons: 2
Coding region: 206-544 (112 amino acids)
Source: RefSeq, a predicted model, not a curated record